This is a messenger RNA of Oncorhynchus gorbuscha (pink salmon), 1990 nucleotides long. RefSeq names its product activating transcription factor 4b (gene atf4b). Bases 287 to 1543 code for a protein of 418 amino acids. Gene Ontology annotation, molecular function: DNA-binding transcription activator activity, RNA polymerase II-specific; RNA polymerase II transcription regulatory region sequence-specific DNA binding. The record is from RefSeq and is a predicted model, not a curated record. Gene Ontology annotation, cellular component: nucleus; ATF1-ATF4 transcription factor complex; ATF4-CREB1 transcription factor complex. The transcript has 3 exons. Lineage: Eukaryota; Metazoa; Chordata; Actinopteri; Salmoniformes; Salmonidae. Gene Ontology annotation, biological process: regulation of transcription by RNA polymerase II.
CGCCGCGCUCUCAAAAUGCGCCAUUUUCCACCAGCGCCCAACAAUAUCAACAUUCAAGUGACACCGCUCUCUUGAGCGAAAUGGCAGUUUAACGGCUUGCGGCGGUCCUAGCAGCAGCAAAUCCAACAGUGCAUCAACCCAGUGCACUGCUUCAACUUCAUAUUUGUCAAAAUGACGUCCUGUGUGGAAACCCUCAGCACUGCUGUAGUUGACAGCAUAAAAGAAUCGCUCAAACUCUUACUGCCGUACCUACCGUCUCAGAUCCUAGUGACUGAACAACAGAGCUAUGACCAUGAUGAGCUCACAGUUUGGCCUGGACGAUAUGGAGGCCCUACUCUGGGGGCCUUCCUCUCUCAUGGCUGACCCCAUGGGGUCGCUGCGCCACCAAGAUGAAGUUGCCUCGAUAGAGGGGGGAGCUUCUCCCCUCUCGUCAUCUUCCUCUUCUCCACUUCUCCUACUAUCCCCCCCUCCCACUCCGCCGUCACUGCUCCUCCAGGAAGAGAAGGCUGGGGCAGACUUGCUGUCCUUCCCUUGGCUAUCUGCUGACCAGCUAGGCCACACCCACCACAUUGGUGCAGAUGAUGGGAAAGAUGCCUUUUCUGGCAUGGACUGGAUGGCCGAGAGGGUAGACCUGAGUGAGUUUGAUUUGGACUCCCUUAUUGGUUCCUGCAGCCCAGACGGUUCCCCCAGCUCCCCUGAAGACCUCAUCACUUCCUUUGAGUGUCCCAUGGAGCUGGACUUACUCCCCCUCCCUACUCCCACGGACCUCCCCACCACCACUGAUCCACUUCUCCCCCCAACCAUGUCACAGCCCCAGGAAGACCCUCAGGAGGGGUUUCAUUCACCUCCCCCCUGCGUCCCUGAUGCCCAGGAGGAGCUGGAGAUCAAGUCGGAGCCCCAGUCUCCAGCUCCCUCUCCUCCUCCAUCUCCCACCUUCACCUUAGAGCUGGGCAGUGAGGUGUAUGUCUCAGCGAGCGUCAGCGAGAACCUGGAGGUUCCCCAGCCAGUCCCCAGCAUUGUGCUGUCUCUCUCGCCGACCCGCAUCGUCGUCCUCCUGGCCCCUAAACGGGAGGUCGGUGUGACAACCACUAUCACCAUCCCAGAGAUCCUCUCUGACAGUGACAGCAGCUUCAGCUCCUCUAGUCAGCUCAACCGGCCCUCCAUCGCCACAACUCAGUCAAGGUUCCAAAACGAGAGCAAACCGUACCCAACAACCCCCAAGUCUAGGCCACAACAUCCAGACCAGCCAUCCACCACCACAUCGAGUGGGAAAAUGAAGUCCUCCUCUGGAGGACCCCCGAAGGAGAAGAAGCUCAAGAAGAUGGCGCAGAACAAGACGGCGGCCACGCGCUACCGCCAGAAAAAGAAGACUGAGCAGGAGGCCUUGAGCGCGGAGUGUGACGACCUCGAGCAAAGGAACCACAAGCUUGCGGAGAAAGCCGACUCCAUCGCCAAUGAGAUCCAGUAUCUCAAGGACCUCAUGGAGGAGGUGCGCCAAGCGAAGAGCAAGAAGGGCCUUGUGACCUCUAACUGUACUGUGUAACCCACCAAGUAUCCCACUAUCUAAAAUCUAUGCUUUUUAAAUGCAUGUAUUGUAUUGUAUUGUAUUGAGACUCCCAACACCCAAGUUCUAUUGACCUUCCUGCCUGUCUCUUCCUUUAAGAGUUUGAGACUAUUGUUCUUGUAGCUUGAGUUUGAUGUAGUCCCUUAUCUCUUGUAUGAAAACCUUUAAGUAUUUUCCAGACAAACAAUAUUCACUUGUGUAAUUAGUCUGAUCUUUUGUAGUCUGUCAUAGUUUAUCAAUAGACGUGUCUAUAUUGUUGUAGAUGCAUGUCUUAAAAUAGGCUUUGAAGCCUCUUAUUCAAAUGUACUUUUACUGUAGUCGGAAUCAUAAAAAGUCAAAUCCGUUUGGUUUUGUGCUAUUCGUUUAGCAAACAAACUGGGAAUGGGAGUAUACAGUGUUCAUGAUAAAGUAUAUUAUUGGGACCAA